This is a messenger RNA of Colossoma macropomum (tambaqui), 4664 nucleotides long. Its product is annotated as zinc finger protein 821. Gene Ontology annotation, molecular function: RNA polymerase II cis-regulatory region sequence-specific DNA binding; DNA-binding transcription factor activity, RNA polymerase II-specific. Lineage: Eukaryota; Metazoa; Chordata; Actinopteri; Characiformes; Serrasalmidae. The transcript is spliced from 6 exons. Gene Ontology annotation, cellular component: nucleus. Gene Ontology annotation, biological process: regulation of transcription by RNA polymerase II. Bases 392 to 1723 code for a protein of 443 amino acids. The record is from RefSeq and is a predicted model, not a curated record.
CUCCGACAUCACCGUCUCGAAAUGAGGGAGUCAGUCGGUCACGGCGAGAACGCGGCUCUGCACGGAGAAGCGACCCUGUUUCAUCCUCUUGAAUGAAACCAGGCUGGACUGCGUUGGCCGAUGUAGCGGAGCUCCGACUCAGUUCUGCCCGGCUGGACCGCGAACAUCGCCGGGCUCGCCGAUCUCGCUCCGUCCUACGCGGGUUGCUCGUCCGAAAAAGAGGGGUUGUUUGAAUUCUGCGCAGCUGAAUCGGCCGAGAAAUAAGCAAACCUGUCGGAUCGAGGAGGGGAUUCGACUUUUUCCCAUCUGGGAGUGGGGAAGAAUAAUAUGUCAAGGCGCAAACAAACCAACCCGUUCAAAGUGAAUUGUAGGUAUCGCAGGGCCGUUUCACAUGACAGGGUUCUCUGGCCCACAGCACACUUCCGAGAUGGAGGCUAGAGACAGCUUUACACAAAACCCCGCGUGCCACAGCAACAACUCCGAAGAUCUCGAGGAACAAGACAACAUUACUGAUGACAGCGACAGUGACUUGGACAAAGAGAACUCCUCCAGCUCCUCAGCCGACGACAACAUGACGAGUAAGGGCAGCCAGUGUUCGGUUCACGGUGGAGACGUGAAGGAGGAGAGCGAGGGGGGGACAGACCUGGGGAGCAAUUAUAUAUGUCCCCUCUGCACCCUGGAGUUCAGCAGCCCAGAGCAGCUCAUUGCACACGUCUACCAGCACACGUCAGCAGUGGGCAGCAGUAAGAGUUAUGUGUGUCCAGUGUGUGGACGUGCUCUCAGCUCGCCAGGCUCCCUCGGACGCCACCUCCUCAUUCAUUCAGACGACCGGCUGUCCAACUGUGCGGUGUGUGGAGCUCGCUUCACUGACACCAGCAACUUCAACAGGGAAAAGCUGAAAGAGUUCCUCAGUUCCAGUGGCAUGGAGAGCAGCAGUGGAGACGAGGCCUGCUCCAUGUCCCAGCCUCUGUCUGCUGGCCCCAUUCCCAACCACGCCCCCAACCAUGGCCCCAACCAUGUCCCUGCUCAUGGCCCCAACCAAGGCCCCAGUCACGGCCCCAACACCGGCUCUGCGUUGCCCUCGCUUCAAGACAGCCUCCUCUCGUCAGGCCCCUCUCUUCCCUCACUUCCUGAUGCCCUCAGCCCCUCCCCCAGCCUCCCACCUUUACCCGACCUCCUCAGCCCAAUGCCUGUGUACCCAGCCGGGGUGCUGCUGGUGUGCAACAGCUGUGUGGCCUACCAGCAGCUGGUGGGCAGCCAGUCGCCCUCCAUGAGGAAGUGGGCGGCACGGCGCAGGAACGAGCCCACCGAGGCCCGGCUGCAGCGGUUGGAGCGUGAGCGUAUGGCCAAGAAGACAAAGCGAGCAUGCGAGACACCCGAGGAGCGUGAGCUGCGGCGGCUGCGGGACCGCGAGGCCAAACGCAUGCAGCGCAUGCAGGAGACAGAUGAGCAGCGGGCACGAAGGCUGCAGAGAGACCGCGAGGCCAUGCGACUCAAACGGGCUAACGAGACACCUGAGAAGAGGCAGGCGCGACUGGUGCGCGAGAGAGAGGCGAAGCGGAUCAAACGGAGGCUGGAGAAGAUCGACCCAUCGCUGCGCACACAGAUCGAGCAUGACCCAGCCGCCAUGGCUGCCCUCACUGCCGACAUGAACCUGUUCCAGUUCCCCUUCCCCAUGCCCGUUUCCUCCAUGGACAAUGGGCUGUUUAUGAAGCUACCCUAGUUGGACAAAUGUUUUUUGCAAAAGGCUUCUCUGUUUGGGGGCUCUGUUUUCAAAUUCUCCUUGAACCAAGCGAAACCUUUCCAAAUGUAGGACCGCUUCGGAAGCGUUAUAGUCCAAGGUUUCCAAGACUGUCAUUAAAAUAGACUGUACGCUUAUUUACAUAAGAAAAGUCUAAAGUUAACAGCAGGGUAAAGAAUGUUUCAUUUUCCUGCGUUAUGAACAAGCAUGUUAUAUGGAGAUUUUUUCUUGUUCCAUUUUCAGGGCCUACAUCCUACAGAUCUAACCCUCAGAGCAGUAAAACACUUCCGCAAAGGAGGGCCUCUACUAUUUGCACAAGGAACUACAGUGAAGGGAGGGAGACUUGUAGCCGCAUCCCGAUUCAGCCCACUGAUGCAGUCUGCCAGUCCGACGACUGGAGUUUACCUGUAGUUACAACUCCCUCCCCCUACCGGAGCGUGUCACUGGCUAGCUCAAAUCCACGGAUACAACUACCUCACCUCAGGCCUUCUCGGUGCCCAGCCAGGCUAUGCGGGCUCAUACAUGGACUACAUGUUCAUCAUGCCAACUCACACUUGAACACACUCUAUUACACUUUAUCUGCCCAUAGUCAAACACCACUGUUUCUUAAAUACUGUGAGCGAUCAAAGACAAGAAGAAAGGUUGACUGUUAUCAUAUAGCGCUUCUAAGUGAUUGAGCAGAAACAAAUAGGUUCAUGCUGAAAUCCCCUGGCUCGUGCUACACUCUAGUCACUCCAGACCUCCUAAAGCCGCCGUGCUAAUCUACGUAACAACACGGGUUCACUCUCGUCCAGGCGCUCAGGGAUGUCGAGGGCCACCGGUCGUCCUCCCGGCCUGAGAACGACCCACUCGCUCACUGUUCUAUCUUACCGGUCACAUUGACCUCCUUUUUUCCUUCAAUUUUUGCACAUCAUUCACACUGCAAACUCCUCAGCUGAGCCAGGAUAUCAGUAAGGGUGUUUUUUUGAGCGCUUGACCAGUCGCGACCAACUCAGUCUCUUCCUCUGCUGUUGUCACUGUACUGUAUAAUAUGUUCAUUACCUCUCUUAUACCGGUGAGGCCCGGCACCUCACGACGCUAGCCGUUACAGUCGAGGCGUGUACAAAUGAAUGAUAAUGUUGCCUUUGUCACUGGAAAGUUGUUUUGUGUUAUGGUUUUAUAUCAAGACAGGUAUGAUAUUUUUUAGUUCCAGUAAGUUCUGUUUAUAAGAUAUACUAUUGUGUAAAAGGGAAAACAAAAUAGGCUGCAUGAAAGAUGAAACAAUCCGAUUGAAUGCAUAUGUCACAGGACAGGACGAGUGGUGAACCUUUCCAGUCUGAGGCAUUGAGCACAUUUGUUUUUGACGGGCAGUUUAUUGGAAACUGUAGAUGCUGUAGAAGGUAAAUAAUCGUAAUAAUUGAGCGUUCAUAUUUAUUAAAUACUGUUUACACUAGUUUUACACAAGUUUAGACCCCAAUUCUCAGCGCUUCACUUAGCACAGAAUAGUCUUGUGGCAUCCUUUCAGUGAUGUGCGUUGCACGUCAGUGAGUACCUCUCGAAAAACAGGGUAAGCUAUUAGAUUGUACUUUACUGUAUGAUUUGUUUUAUUCCAUUCCAGUUCAUUCCAGUUAUUUAUUGUUGAUAUGACUGACUUGCCACUCAACAUAGAGGUUUACAAAGAACUUUAUUUUGUUCCACGUUAUCUUUAAUAAUACCUCUUCAGCGUUAAACGGAUUAGCUCUGCGGGACUUAAAUGGCAAUGUGAUGUGGAUGCUGGACACAGGUUUCAUGUUUUGAGCCGUUCCUGUGUGUUUUCGAAGGGGAAAACACGUAUGUAGUGUGAAAUACAGCUCUCACGAGUGGCUCGAAUCACUAUGCAAAGAUCUGUUCUCACCAACUGUAUUUGACACUUUCUAUUAUUACUAUGCAGAUGAUUUGAAAGGAAAUGGACUCUAAUGCAGCAGACCACACAACUCAGGCAAUUCUAGAGAGCCAGGGCUGGUGCUUGCAAAGCAUCUCGCAGUAUGAGCGCUGAUCUAGAAAGUGUUUUUUCGGGAUUAAGACCUCUGUAAACAGCGGAGCAGCCUGGUCCUAGAUCAGCCCUCUUACUUUGAGAUGAAAGCUGGUCCUGGACUAUAGCUUUUUUGGCAUUUGGCUCCCCAGAGUACGACUGAAAAAGAAUCUGAUAAUAUCGACGCUUCAGGGAAUGCAGCCCAUAUUUAAUGCAACAGGCUCCACGGUCUCCGUCGUACAGUAUGGCGGCAUGUAAGGCGUCUGCACAUCAGAGCAGGAUCUCAUGGGGCUCAGCUGUUUAGAAACAUACUACACUCAGGACGGGUCUUCACAAAAACGAUUUAGAGCAGAAGGUGGAUCUAGGAUCAGAUUCCUCGCCAUCUUGGCCACAGAAGGAGCCAAAAUCACGGCUCCUGCUCUACUCUGGUGUGAGCUUUGCGAAUACAAGCCCAAAUGUAUUUUCAAAAGGAAGUUUAGAGUUUAGUCACGAAGCAAGCGGGGUGCGCGUUGCCAUGUUGACAUUUUAUGCAUUAAGAAAGUAGGUUUUAUUGACAGUUGAUGUCCACUUCAGACGAGCUUUGUGAAGCUUGAUGGGGACUGCUUUAGCCGAAUCCUGCAUGUUGUAUGCUACAUGUUCUAGAUGUUUUACGAGCUUGUGUUCUUUUAUCGUAUGCUUGCUUGGUUCUGUUCUGAUUGAUCUACGAGAGAGGGACCUAAUGACAAAUUGCCUUUUUUUUGUUAGUCUAUCAGGACACUCUUUUACUAUGUUUACAGAUGUCUACAAAGGCCAAAACGAAUGAGACGGAACAGGAGAACACUGUCGUCACACUUCCGAACGCUCCUUUCAGAAAGCCAUUCUCUGUUACUGGAAUAACAGAUCAAAAGAUCGUGAUGAAACCUGGAGUAGAAUGUGGAAUAAAUGUUAACCUAA